CGUCGCCUCUGCGACCAGUUCGGAAAGGCGCACCGAUGAGGGUGCACGCGUCUCGCUCGUCGGCUUCGAAGACGAACGCGCGUUCGCGAGUGAUAAUUUAAAAAUCAACGUGUUCGAAAUUUUUAAACUUAUUUUUUUUUCGUGUGCCAGUUGUGACCAUGAGAUGUUUAGUGGUGAUUUUGAUGGUGGUGGCGUGUGUGGGAUCUGCCGCCGCUGCUGCAGCACCUGCGGCCUCUUGCGCUGUGUCUAAGGAAUUCUUCGCGAGACAUAACGCAUCAUCUGAUGAUAGCGGACAACCAGGUUCCAUGUGCGGGGGACAGUGCUGCGGGCGGGGACGGGAGACGCGGCUCCGGCACUCCGUGCGGAGGCUGACGGUGGACCGCGUGCUCGCCGAGACCAGACCGGUCUCCGACCUGCUGCUAUCCACAAGGCAGACACUGCAUGAUCACCUGAUGCAGCUGUCGCGGCAUUCACAGAACAAGACUGGGAACUUGCUGACCAAAAUGUAUCGUGGACACGCUGUCCGGACCCGAGCACCAAUGUCGGCAUUCUACGAAGAUAUCCGAACGUCUCUGCGAACUACCGACCACGAUGACGCCACGCGCGGGUCCCAACCACCGAGAAAUCUAGCAGAAAGUGCUAGAAAGUUCUUCGAGAACGUUUUCCCUGUGGCGUAUCAGAGUGUGCUGAAACUGGAAGCCAAGCAGUUCACGGUGGAGUAUGAGGCAUGUCUGAGAGAUGCGUACGAUUCUGUGAAGCCGUUUGGUGAUGUCCCUCUAAAGAUGGGAACAUCGCUGUCUCGCUCCAUAAAAGCAGCCCGCACGUUGCUGGAAGUCCUAGCGACCGGCGCAGGAGUGCUAGCUGCGAGUGAGCACAUGCUGUCUUCAGCCAGCGAAGAGUGCUCCAGUAGACUGCUGAAGGUGGUCGGUUGCGCUCACUGCAAAGGCCAUGACGUCAAACCGUGCAGAGCUUAUUGCUUCAAUGUCGCUCGAGGGUGCCUUGGUUCAUUAGUCUCCGAGCUGGACGCACCCUGGGCAGGCUACGUGGAGGGCCUGGAGCGGCUGGUCCGGGUGGAAGCUGAUGGAGUCCUCAGGGAGAUCGAGAAGAGCGUCACUCUGGCUGUUAUGUAUGCCUUGGAAAACCACCUCACUUUGGAAAAUAAGGUCCGACAAGAGUGCGGUCCGACAGCAACCACAGUUCCAGAACCGAGCUCCCCAGCGCCCACUGUCCCAACGCGGAGGAGCGACGACACCGUGCCCCCACUAUACACCACCAUACUCGAGUUCACUGCCUCUCUGGCAGAACGCAAGAAGCUGUUCUACGGAUUAGCUGAUGAGAUAUGCGAGGAGCAGGACUUCGCUGACAUGGGCAAUGAGCGGUGUUGGAACGGAGAUACUGUUGGAGAGUACACGAAGCCGUUGGUACAAUCAGCGUCGUUGUCCGAUCAGAAGUACAACCCCGAGAUGGAGAGUGGGAUCCCACAGGACAAGGUGUCCGAAAUGGCUGCUCUCGGGGAGAAAUUACGACAGGCAAGACAGUUGUUGGUGACGAACUCAUGGGGCAGCGAUAUGCCAUCAGCAGAGUCCUUCAUGCAAGGGGACGAGGCAGGAGAGGACGGUUCAGGGUCUGGACAAGCGUACGAUGAUGAGGGCCCCUACGACCAGGAGGGCUCCGGUGAAGGCUCUGGUGUUCAUGAAAUUGGUAACAGAUUCAACACUGGAGAGACGGCGAUCCAGCCUUCUACACCAAAGACAUCAGCGGCGACCUCGCCUAGGUCGCUCUCGGCGGUUCUGAGCUUAGCCCUGUUGAUCUCUCUAACUCGAAGUCUUAAUUAAACCCGGCGUGGGUUUUAGAGUUGUGACCAAACUCUCUGCUCACCCAGUGAGAUUUCUACCAUAUCAAGUGUGACAGUGUGAGUGAACUCUGACUGCUAAUAGAGCAUUAGUCUGACUUUAAUAGACACGAAUAGACAUGUUAGCUCCAUGUCCAGAGUAACUCGCCUAAUCCCAAGUCCUAGCUGAGUGAUUGAAUGAGCACGACGCGUAGCGACGCUGUGCGUACAUAAAUGAGAUAUUGACGCGUCGCGCUAUCUUGGCGCUCACCUAAGACACUAUGGGUAGAUGAAGCUACUCAUAUUGCUACUGCCCUAAGCGGCUCGGUAUUAUUUACAGUGUGUAUAAAACCUUAUGGAAUCUCUUGAGAUAAUGAUGUAGGCAGUGUUUGAUGCAUUUAAAAAAUGAUAUCGUCUGCAAUAAUGUACAGUGCAUAUCGUGUUGUUUUCUCAUUUCAAUUUGUAAAUAUUCUCGUAUCUACUUAGAUAUAAGCGUAACGGAAACUUCUGCAUUUAAAAAUUUUGAAGUGAAACCUGUUUAUUGUCAUAAUAAAUUAAUUAAUUGAUGUUCAUUAAAGAUUCUUUAAUCGUUGUUAAAUAUUAGCUGGUUGGCAAUAAUUUUAUGAGAAAAGUAUAACGAUUAGACAUGAGUGAUAUGAUAACAAAAUAAUAUAAGGUACGACUGUACAGAUCCGACUGUAAAUACCUGAAGUCCUACUGGUCUAGGUGCUUAGCUAGUAGAUAUAUUUUGUUGCCAUAUUAAUAUUACGGAUAUUAUUAUUUAUAUUAUAAUAAGUCAUAAUUUAAUCUAAUAUUAUGUUAUGUGAUACCGAUUUAGUAAUUUCUGUGCAUAAAUCGCACAUCUUAUUUAUAUUAAUCGAUAGUAGUGUACAAUAUUUAAACAAAGUUUUAUUAUAAUAACUAUUAAAACAGUAAAUAGUGUGUACAAUCCAAUUUUUAAAUGUAUGCAUGCCUAUUAUCUUUAUAAUGGCCUAUUUCUGCUGCGGCUUAAAACCAAUGUUUUUAAAAUGAUUCAUUUAUCUCAAAAAAUACUAUCAUUUGUAUAAAAGAGAUAAAAUAUAUUGUCGCAUAGAUUUACAAAAAAAAAUAUUGUAAAAAAAAACGUGUAGCAAAAAUGUGUAAUUAAACAGCCAUCAUGUAAUGGUGCGCUGAAGUUUUGUAAAUGUAUAAUUAGAAUUUAAUUAUCGAUGUAUGAGGACCAGGCAAGGAUGUGAACAUUUCUGUUGGAUAUUGGUGAGGAAACGUGAAAUCUCGAAAAUAUAAAAAGCAAUAUACGUUACGAAUAAAUAUAAUAAUAUUUAGCUUGAUCAUCAGGAAAUUGUUCAGGAUUAGUGUAAAUAUUGUUGAGAAGAGUGAUUGGGGAAGACAUUGCUGUUAUAUCUGAGUAUAUGAUAUUAUGAAAAUAAAAUCUGUAUUAUA
Messenger RNA from Plodia interpunctella (Indianmeal moth), 3271 nucleotides. RefSeq names its product division abnormally delayed (gene dally). The coding region runs from base 159 to 1835 and encodes 558 amino acids. Gene Ontology annotation, cellular component: plasma membrane; cell surface; extracellular region. The transcript is spliced from 9 exons. Gene Ontology annotation, biological process: positive regulation of canonical Wnt signaling pathway; cell migration; regulation of protein localization to membrane. The record is from RefSeq and is a predicted model, not a curated record. NCBI's taxonomy places the organism in Eukaryota, Metazoa, Arthropoda, Insecta, Lepidoptera, Pyralidae.